This is a messenger RNA of Symbiodinium natans, 1431 nucleotides long. The record is from the annotation of a GenBank genome assembly. NCBI's taxonomy places the organism in Eukaryota, Dinophyceae, Suessiales, Symbiodiniaceae.
AUGCGUCUCCCUGACGCUCUGAGACGUGCAGUGAGAGGUGCUACGACACCAGUUUCACCAAAAGCGAGAAAAAGCCUUUCUGAGCUUCUUGCGGCGCAUGUUUUGCGAUCUGUUCAUGCUCUGGCGACUGAACAAGUGAAUGUAUUUGCUCAUUCGCUAUCCAUCCGCACCCUUAGGUACGGCUUUUAUCUCCACGUCUACGCGGAUCCUGCAGCAGUGAUCUAUCAGGUCAGGCAGGUGAAGAAGUUCUUUCCGAACUCGCCGAUUUACGUGAUGAGCGAUGGUGGUUUGGACUUCACCAAGCUAUGUGCGGAGGAAGGCUGCACCUUUGUCUUAUGCCCACCUGCGAACGAUCGCUGGCAUCCAUGGCCCUUCUUCCGCAGACUUUGGGAUGCCGCCAACAGUUUGGAGGUCAAGUACAUCGUCAUGCUAGAGCCCGACAACACGAUUCAUGGAUAUCCAAAACGUCCGCCCGGAGCUGACCUGGGAGGACUAUUCGUGCAGGGCCGAAGCUUCGGUCUUGUUCGUUACGUGGAGAAGUUGGCACAACAGCGUAGCCCGGGCUUCAAAUGGUCAAAGAUGAGCAUGUCAUCCGGCCUUUGCGGGGGAGCCUAUUUUCGCCGAGAGGCAGUGCUGGAUGCCUUGUCCGAUGAGAACAUGAUGAAGCUGGACUGGAACUAUUUAGGUGACAGGCUGAGCAAGGAGAUUUUCUCAUCCGACUUUGCUAUGCAGUAUGCCUUUGCAGCCCGAGGGUGGAGGAUCGAACCUUGGGAGGAGACAGCCCAGAUGGACAAGCAUCCAGACGAGCCCUUGACUGGAGCCAAAGAUGCAGCAUUCCGUCACUACUGCGCUUGCUAUCCUGGGGGCAAGCCCACCUACAACAUGAAAGUUGCAAAGGCUGAUGAACGAUUGUUCCGAAACGGUGGGUAUCAAAUGACAUCUGGCCCAUACUCUGCAUCUGUCUGCCAAGUUUGCUACAACUCGAGUCGCUACCUGCAGCUCUGGGGGUCUGCUAGGUGCACAAACAGUAUUCCUUUCCAGCUCUCCGAGAAGCUGCUGAAGAGGCACCACCCCGACUUGGAGACAAAGCCGUGUAAUCUGGACUGGCUAUGUGAGACUGGAAAAAUGCGUGGUCCUGGUGUGGAUGUUUCAGCUCCGACUCCAAGCAUAGAUCCGCAGGCUAAGUACCUCAUGGUGGAGCAGCCAUCCGCAAGCUGUCCUCCUGGCACGAAGAGCUUGGAGUCUGUAGGUGAAUGCAAAGCAGCUGCUGCGAAGCUACAGCACUCGUUGGCAUACGAAGACGAGAUUUAUCAGGAGAAUGAUCCCAGAGGUUGUGUGUUUCGUGCACCUGACAACGACAUGUACUUCAAUGACGCAGAAGAAGGCAGAGAGAAUUCAGCCCGACGCCUCGUCUGCAGGGUGGAGAGCUGA